Messenger RNA from Rhincodon typus (whale shark), 3272 nucleotides. It is a transcript of the gene clcnk, whose product is annotated as chloride channel K. The transcript has 19 exons. NCBI's taxonomy places the organism in Eukaryota, Metazoa, Chordata, Chondrichthyes, Orectolobiformes, Rhincodontidae. Gene Ontology annotation, cellular component: membrane. Gene Ontology annotation, molecular function: voltage-gated chloride channel activity. Gene Ontology annotation, biological process: chloride transport; transmembrane transport. The record is from RefSeq and is a predicted model, not a curated record. Bases 38 to 2137 code for a protein of 699 amino acids.
GUGCGUGGUGAAUGGCACAGAUUUCUGGUGGUGCCUUAUGUCUGCAAUGAGUGAAGUAUGGAAACAAGAGAAUGCUCCCACUCUGGGAACAGAAGAAAGGAUCCUUCUACGGCCAAAGCCGCAGAGACCUUGGCCCAAAACCAGGAAGAACGUGACAGGAUGUUUGGGAUUUGUCAAACGCCAGCUUUUCCAGGUAGGAGAUGACUGGUAUUUUCUCUUCAUUCUUGGCAUGUUGAUGGCUCUCAUUAGUUUUGCACUGGACUUCACAGUGGUCAAACUUCUCAAAGCUCAUCGGUGGCUCUUUGAGCAGAUGGAAGGCAGCACUCUCCUACAAUACAUCUCUUGGACGGUGUAUCCUAUUGCAAUGACCACAUUCUCCACCGGCUUCUCUCAGUGUGUGUCACCACAGUCAGGAGGUUCAGGCAUUCCAGAACUGAAGACUAUUCUGACUGGAGUACUUUUGGAAGAGUAUCUGACGAUGAAAAAUUUUGGUGCAAAAGUGGUCGGUUUGACAUGUUCACUGGCUGCAGGAAGUACAAUAUUCUUGGGAAAAGUGGGUCCCUUUGUCCACAUCUCCAGCAUGAUUGCCACUUAUUUGGGAAGAAUUCGAACCACAGUUACCAGAGAUUAUGAGAAUAAGAACAAACGGUAUGAGAUGCUGGUGGCGGCAGCAGCAGUAGGAGUUGCAAGUUGCUUUGGUGCACCCAUCAGUGGUGUCCUGUUCAGUGUGGAGGUGAUGUCCUCUCAUUUUGCAGUGCGUAACUAUUGGCGAGGCUUCUUUGCCGCUACCUGUGGCGCAUUCAUGUUCCGACUUCUUGCUGUGUUCAACAGUGAACAAGAAACUAUCAUUGCUCUUUUCAAGACAAAAUUCCCAGUUGACUUCCCGUUUGAUUUACCUGAAACAUUAAUCUUUAUCAUCUUGGGGAUUAUCUGUGGGAUACUGAGUUGCAUCUACCUGUGCUGUCAGCGCUCGGUGGUAGCAUACAUCAGGAGAAAUGCUUUCAUCCUGAAACUUGUGGCAGCAGAGAAGGCAGUGUACUCUGGACUUGUCACCUUACUAUUGGCAUCUAUCACCUUCCCUGACAGUCUGGGCCAGUUCAUGGCAUGCAGGCUCACUAUGAAGGAGCUUCUCUCUUCACUCUUCGAUCACCGGUCCUGGGCUGUGCUGUCUCAGAAUGCAACGCUCAACAUCCAGGCAAGAGUAGACCCAGACAACCUCUGGAUUGAAUGGUGCCACCCAAGCUUCACCUUUUUUGGCACGCUUCUCUUCUUCCUUUUCAUGAAGUUUUGGAUGCUGAUCCUUGCGACCACCAUACCAAUGCCAGCUGGAUACUUCAUGCCCGUUCUUAUAUAUGGGGCCGUUAUCGGUCGCUUAGUGGGAGAAAUUAUGGUUCUUAUAUUUCCUAAUGGCAUCAAGUCUGAAGGAGUCCUUAACCCAAUAGUCCCUGGGGGAUAUGCCCUUGCAGGAGCAGCAGCAUUCUCUGGAGCUGUGACCCAUACACUGUCCACAGCGCUGUUGGUCUUUGAGCUAACAGGACAGUUGGCACAUUUCUUACCUGUUCUAUUGGCUGUACUUGUAGCGAAUGCCAUAGCGCAGAAAUUCCAACCUUCCUUCUACGAUGGGACCAUCAUUGUGAAGAAGCUGCCGUAUUUACCCAGAAUCCGGAGCAGUAUGCCCGGGUCUUACGAUGUGACGGUGGAGGAGUUCAUGAACACCAAUAUCACAUGUUUGAACAAAAAUUUUGGCUACACUGAUAUCCUGCGCCUAGUGACCUCGCGUUCUGACGAUGUAUAUCCUCUUGUAGAGAAUGCAGAAUCCAUGGUGCUAGUGGGAUCAGUUCAAAGAAAUGAGGUUAUCAAACUCCUUCAGGCUCACAGGGAAGAGGAAUUCCAGAAGGAAAAAACACAUCAGAAAGAAGUGAGUAUAAAUAUUUGGGAAAAGUGCCACAUUGAUCCAGUAACUUUCCAGCUGUCUCCAAGCACAUCUUUACACCAGGCGCACAAGCUUUUCGAUCUUCUUGUCCUCCAGCACAUGUUUGUUAGCUCCGCAGGGAAAGUGGUUGGCUUUGUAACCAGGAAUGAGCUGAAGAAAGUGAUUGAAGAUCUAGCCAAUGACCGUAUUCCAGUCAAGCAGUAAAUAUUAAAGAAGAGGAGAAUUACUUGCCAUUUUACAUACCAUCAUGGAGCCUUGAUUGGAUUUUCUCUUAGCCUGAUAUGUCCCAUCACACGCUCCUUCAGUAAUACCAGCAAACACAUUAAAGUUUGCUUGUCCUCAGAAUGCACCUCCUACAUUCCAAAACAUUUCACAACACUAAAGUUCACACAUCACAUUGUUUUGAUUUCCUCUGCAUCAUAAGAUUAUAUAACUACAGUAUCUUAAAAACUUCAAAUAAAUAAACAGAUGGGUUACAUAAUCAGAUCCCUGGUUGUAGAGAAUAUUAUAAUCGAAUUAUUAACAUUAAAUCUUCAUUGCCUUCUCAGAAAACAUUUGCUAUGUAACGGAAGAGGCACUUUGAAGUGACUCUUCUGAAAACUUCAUUGAGGUAUUCGAGAACUUUUGUCUAACACGGGCCCAUUCAAUCAAGGAUGUUCCUGACUGUUUUGCUCAGUGUUGCCUAUGUUACCUCAUCAACGCAGCAGCAAGAACUCCAAAGGUGUUUAUAAGUUAGUAGAAAGAUUAAUCAGUUGGGCUCGUAGUGUGUCUGAAGCUGCUUAACACACAGGGCCCUGUUUGAUUAGGCAAUAGGAAUUUGUAUGUUCAUUGUACCUUUCUUUCAUAGGAAACGGGCCAUAGAGACUACCAAACUUUGCUGCUUUCCCCACAUCAAUACCCUGACCAGUCAGUGUCAACCUGCCUGGUCAGAGAAAUAAGAUUGACAGUUAACUGUUCCUGCUGUCAUGCCAUAUCAAUGAUGCUCUAACCAAUCAUCACCCUUUUCUCAUGCUGUAUAAACUGGUGCUCUAUUUCCAACUCUUCCAUUUCCUGCAGACAUUCUAAAUGUCAAAACAAAAUGUUUGUACGCUUACAAAUAGUGAUCAUUGCUGCAAUAAACAGUGCUAGCCUCUGACCUUACUCCACUGCAAAAGUUUACAUCAUGCGUUUGGCUAUGAGUGUUUAGAUUUUGCAGUCUCACUCUUCAUAAUUUCUCAGCUGCUUUUUAAAAAUAAAUAUUUUGUGAUGCAAACUCUCCUCGUUCAAUGGUAUUCACUUCUGAGAUUGUUCACUGAAAUUUAGCAGAUGUUCUACAAUAAACUUAGAAUUAAAUAACAGA